AUGGCUCAAGAUCGAGGAUCCCAAGAUGCGAACGCCAUCUUCGGCAAGAACGAGGAGCUGUACCUCGACUCCGGGUUUGUGAUGCGUGCCACUGCCGAAACCGGAGAAAGAGAAGAAGAACAUGACGCGACCCCUUCCAUCGACAAGGGCCACAACCUCGAGGAUUUCCUCCCUCUAGGCUCCCUCAAGAUCAGCGAAACCCCAACGGGAGCGCAAUGGGAGAUCGCCGGUCGCCAGUAUGUCUGCGCCACGCCGGAGUGCUGGAUUCGGGGGGAGUACGCUGGCGUUAAAGCCAAUAUCCGGCUAUCCGACCCCAGCGAUGGCUUCUUCCACCUCGGUUUCUUCGAGAAUUGGAAGCCUGAUGGCAUGGCCGGAUACCAGAGCCACAUGAAAGCAGAGGGUACUAUCAAGUACGAGCGUCGGAUCCUUAAGAUCAAGGGCCGGGCCGUCCGAGAAAACCUAGGGUUCCGUGGAACGAACAAGGGAAUACCUAACCGCAUUGGAUACAUGGGCGCCGAAGGGCUGAAUUGGUCACAUGCAUUCAGUGAUGAGUUUUCCUGGUAUAUCAUGGCAGGCCACGCAGAUCGCAAUCCAACAGGUAUGCUCGUUCUUGAUGGGAAGAUAAUCCACGCUACCGGCCAGUCCAAUGUGUGGCUGGAGAGCAUCUACCAGUGGAUUGACCCAGACAGCAACCAGCUGGUGCCAUGA
Molecule: messenger RNA, 708 nt
Organism: Penicillium chermesinum
Lineage: Eukaryota; Fungi; Ascomycota; Eurotiomycetes; Eurotiales; Aspergillaceae
Exons: 3
Coding region: 1-708 (235 amino acids)
Source: RefSeq, a predicted model, not a curated record